AUGCAGAUCGAUCCGGCGGCCCUAAGUCGCAAUGACUCCGCCUCCAAUGCCAUUAAAGGCACAGCGCCAAAUGGCUCGGCAUCAUUAAAGAGCUCCAGAGCGCUGAUAUCAGUGCCGCGCCUGGAGCUGGAGCCUGUGUACACGGACUUGAAGGCCGCCAUCGGAGACAAGUGGGCCGAGUACAAGGAAGCCACAGCUCUUUUCUUGCUAGGACAAUACAACCAGAACGAAUACGCGUCGCGCGUCGACUAUUUCCUAUUCGCCGACCCUAAAAAUGAACACCUCCAUAACAAUUUCGUUUGCGCGCUCAUCGGAAAUCUCACACGAGACCUCCCUGACCAUGGCGUCGCAAACUGGGUCUCAGCCAACGAUAAACCAUCAACAGUCUCGAAACCCGUCUCCGGAGAUGCUGCAGAACAACGGUUGAAAACCGAGGUUAUGCAGUUGCCUCCGAGGGACCGCCGGCGCAUAAAGGGAAUCCCAGAGCGAGAUCCCAACGAGACAAGAAUUACGGAGCUAGAGGAAAGUCACCUAGCGAAGCAAAUCAAAUUACCCAGCCAGGUCCCCGCAAGUGCAGGAGGGCUCAACAAAACUAAUUGGGAACUGGAAAUUCGUAAGCGUUAUGCCCAACCCCUCGCUGCGGAAACCGGUGAAUUCCCCGACUCGGAAUCGAUUCAUGCCCGCAUGGUUCCUAUAUGUUACGAGGAGUCUCUGCCUGGUGGUGCAGGUCUUCCUUGUGCCGAGUUCAUGGCAAUUGCGACGGAAACCUUUGUCAAAGAAGUACUGUCUGCCGUAUUCUCGCGCACCCGAUCAAACGGUCCAUCGGGUACGAUCAACAACAUGAUGAUGCGGAAGUAUCGACAACAGCUCGAAAUAGAGGAGCUUGCCUAUACUCGAGGUGAAAUCGUCAAGGACGCUGCCACGGGUUUACUCCCUGUUGAAGCCAGGGAAGCUAGCAUGCGACAACCGCUGGGCGUGCGAGAUCUCCGCCUUACCCUGGAAUUGGGCGGUGGUGUCCUCGGUCACAUGCCACUGAUCGUGGACCAGAUCAUGGGCGGAUACUUUGAAGAUGAGUUAGAAACCGAAAGGCAAGAUCGCCCAGAGAAGGGCAUCAGCGAGCCCCACGAGCACAUCAAACAGGCCGAAGAUGAGAUGGACCUGGAUGAAGAUGAAGACGGCUCUCUGCUAGACUGGGAGGGAGGCACUCUGGGUGAUCGAGAUCAAUUGAGCGGAUUGCUUGAUGAGUGUUUGUCCAUGGCCGCGUGA
Molecule: messenger RNA, 1266 nt
Organism: Penicillium salamii
Lineage: Eukaryota; Fungi; Ascomycota; Eurotiomycetes; Eurotiales; Aspergillaceae
Source: the annotation of a GenBank genome assembly